UGUCCUGUUAAUUAUGUGAUAAUGUAAAAUAUUGGAAUAUUAACAAACCUUAAGCCGGCCUAAUUGAUCUUUACGCCGCCGGUGACGGAUUUUCUGUAAAAGUAGUCGUCUUUCCCACCUAUACCUGGCCGCCACGUGUCCUACUCCUCGGCACCCUAAGACCGACGCCGUUACACCAUCCUCUGUUUCUUCCGUCCACCGAUAAAUUGUCCAAAAAAUAAAACUUUUACCCAAAACUAAACUCAAUUACUAACCAAACAGUCCCUCCCCUCAUUAUAUACCGCCGGUCAACCGAAACCCUAACCAAAAAUUCCUUCUUCAUCAUCUUCUCACUCAACUCUCGGAUCGGCGGCGCACCGGAAUCGGUUAAAGUUUAUGGAGAACGACGAAGAAACUCAGUCCGGUGGUUCUGGAUCUCCGGAAUCACCACGAUCUAACGGGAGGAUAACGGUGACGGUAGCAUCAGCGCCUCCUCAGAACACCUUGACGUUGGCUCUACCGAUACAGCAAUCGAGACCUGCUGGAGCGUCUGGCGGCGGUGGAGGUAGUGGUGGUGGAAGGGAGGAUUGUUGGAGUGAAGAGGCUACGGCUGUACUGAUCGAGGCUUGGGGUGAGCGUUACAUGGAAUUGAGUAGAGGUAAUUUGAAGCAGAAGCACUGGAAAGAUGUUGCUGACAUUGUUAGCAGUCGGGAGGAUUAUAGAAAAACGCCUAAAACUGAUAUUCAGUGCAAAAAUCGAAUUGAUACUGUAAAGAAGAAAUACAAGCUGGAGAAAUCUAAGAUCGCUGCGGGUCAAGGACCAAGCAAGUGGCCUUUCUUUGAUAAGCUCGAUAUGUUGAUAGGUCCGACGGCUAAGAUCAAUCCUACCGUCGCUGCCGGACCGUCUAAUUUGUAUUCAGGUAACCAACAUGUGCCUAUGGGUAUUCCUAUGGGAGUCAGGUCCCUUCCUCAGCUCCGACAACAUCAACAACUGCAGAAACAAAAGCAACCGUCCCGGAAAAGGCCUCACAUGGAUUCAGACACAUCGGAAUCGGAGUCUGAACCGGACCUUUCACCUGCUUCAACCGACAGCUUUCCUCCAGGCACAUUUCAAAAAAAGAGACCAAGGUUUCAGAAGGAAAUGCUGAAUUCAAGCGCAUUAAGGCAGGGAGGAAUUGGAGAAGCUAGUGGAAACAAGAAUUGGGGGAAUUCAGUGAGGGAGUUGACACAGGCAAUACUAAAAUUUGGGGAAGCAUAUGAACAAACAGAGACCGCGAAACUGCAUCAAAUGGUGGAGAUGGAGAAGCAGAGAAUGAAAUUUGCGAAAGAUAUGGAAUUGCAGAGAAUGCAGUUCUUCAUGAAUACACAAUUGGAAAUUGCACAGCUUAAGCACAGGAGAAGUGAAAACAGCAACCAUCACAGCAACAACCAUGCCGCCGCCGCCAGCAACCAUAACAACAACAACAACAACAGUGAUAACAGUAUUUAAGGUGUAAUAAAGAUCCAUGAGGCUCAGUAUCUGACAGAGGAAAAUUGCGUGGAAGGUUUUCUGCUAUUCAAGUCAACUGUGAGGAGGAGUUGUUGCAGUAACAUAGCAAAGUUAAGGAGUUGAAGAUGUGACACCUAAACUAAGUCGAAGAAGAAGUUCGAGUAGGAGUUGGGUUAAAGAAGUUUUUCUUUUUGCGGCAAAGACAAAUAAGAAAAAGAUUCCAAAUUCAAGUUGAGUUUAAAGAAGUCAAGUUCAAGUUGAAGAUGUGGCAAAAGUUAAGUUCAAGUUGAACAAGGAGUUGAAGAAAACUGAAUACAAGUUCGAGUUGAACUAGGAGUACCACACAAAGUAGGAAUCCUACGCGAGAGCUUCUAAGUUUCAAGAAAAAAGGAAGCAGAUCGCAAGUAAGAUUUCUAGUUGAAAUAGGUUUCGGAUUCAAGUCCAAAUCUAUAAAUAGGGCGAUAGUUUCGCUUGAGAAAAUUGCGCACUUACAUAGAGAAGAUCAAAACUCGAUCAAGAGGUUUGAGAGUUACUUGGGAGUGUUGCCAAUUUGUGAUGAAAAAGUUGUAAGAUUGUAAUUAAGAGUUUUGAUUACAAUUGAGUGUGUGUGUAGGAUACGUCUAACAAGUUUGAGAAACUUGACGGAUGAUAGAAGACUUCAACCUGUGUUUUUUUUUUUGUCUUGGAUAGUUAGGAAUUAGAGUUUAUAAUUUCUUAGCUAGGAAUUAGAGUUUGUAAUUCUUUAGGUUAGAUAGGUUUGUAAUCUUUUGUUGAGACUCAGAGUUUAAUAAAGUGAA
Messenger RNA from Solanum lycopersicum (tomato), 2264 nucleotides. Its product is annotated as trihelix transcription factor ASIL2. NCBI's taxonomy places the organism in Eukaryota, Viridiplantae, Streptophyta, Magnoliopsida, Solanales, Solanaceae. Gene Ontology annotation, cellular component: nucleus. The record is from RefSeq and is a predicted model, not a curated record. Gene Ontology annotation, molecular function: transcription cis-regulatory region binding.